CUUCAUCAUUUGAGCUUGAACAAUUGCCGUGUCCAUGACUUUUGUCCUUGGUAUCGAAACGUCUGUUCUCUAGAGCUCCCAAAAUUUGGAGGGGCUUAAAGUGAGGUUAUAACCAAGAUAUAUGAGCACAACUUCUUUUGAAGAAUCAUUGGUAAACUAAUGAUCAAAACCUUCUCAAUAUUCGGCCCUGGGACAUUUAUUUAUGGCAGAGAUUAAAGGCAUAAUCAUCUCAUGGAUAUGGUGCUUUUAAAGGUCAAGAAGGGGCAAGAAAGAUUAGGACCUCUAUCAUAGGUAGGUAAUAAAAAAGACUUAUGAUAAUUUAGGACAACUUAGCAUAGACUUAUUAGUAGACCUUAGAUUCGAUGGUUUUGGCACCUUGGUUUAACAUCAGUGGUUUUCUUGCUCCUGGGGGGAGGUUUGUAGCGUGAUAUAGCUACUAAGUACUCAUUCAUACCUUAUCACUCAGCUUUAGCCAAGAUUAUUCAAGUUUCAACCGCAACCUCAACUCAUCGGAAGCGCAGUCAACAAUGCAGGCAUUCUAGUUCUCCCAACUGAUGAGUUCAUUGGGUACACUAGCCAAGGACUUCCCAAAAUGGCGCUCAGCGACCAUCCAAAAGCCUACGGCACCGCUGCCGUUGUCUUCGCCUUCACAACUGGCAUCCUCGUCACUUUAGGAUUCAAGGACUUUUACCCAGAUCUUGAACGUCGGUUCCAGCGCAAGAGGCGUGCAAACACAGGUGGUGGCCGAAGAUCGAGUCUUUUCUGGGGCGACCCUGUUGAGCUUCAGGAUCAUGAGUCUCAGCCUUCAACACUAGCGUCUUAUGACGUUGUGAGGAAUAGCCUGGUAGACGGUAUAGAAGCUACCAUCGGCAACACACCUCUUAUAAAGAUUCAAUCGUUAUCGAAAGCCACAGGCCGGAUCAUCAUGGCCAAAGCAGAAUUCCUAAAUGGCGCCGGAAAUUCACCCAAGGAUCGUGUUGCACUUAACAUGAUUCGAGAAGCAGAAUCCAAAGGUCUACUAACACCACAUAAGGGCGAUACUAUAUAUGAAGGCACAGUAGGAAGCACGGGUAUCUCACUCGCAACUCUUGCCCGAGCAAUGGGCUACCGCGCUCAUAUCUGUAUGCCUAGCGAUAUGGCUCUCGAAAAGUCUGAUCUACUCCUCCAUCUUGGCGCAACCGUCGAGCGAGUCACUCCCGCGCCUAUCACCAGCCCUGAUCACUUUGUCAACCUUGCUCGAAGGCGUGCGGAAGAACACGCCAGUAAGGCCAAGGAUGGUAGUAAAGGUUUCUUUGCCAACCAGUUUGAGUCUGAGGCCAACUGGAAAGCACAUUUCAAUGCAACGGGUCCCGAGAUUUGGCGGCAGACGAACGGCCAGCUGGACGCUUUCGUCGCUGGAGCUGGUACAGGAGGAACAGUCUCCGGCGUGGCGAAGUAUCUGAAGGAGGAGCAGAAGGCGACUGAUAUAAAAGUCGUCCUCGCCGACCCCCAGGGCAGUGGUCUCUACAACAAAGUCCGCCACGGCGUUAUGUACUCUUCGACAGAACGUGAGGGUACAAGACGUAGGCAGCAGGUUGAUACUAUGGUCGAAGGCAUCGGAAUCACACGUCUGACCGAGAACUUCGAAGCGGGACGUGAACUUAUCGACGAUGCUGUGCGGGUAACGGACACGCAAGCCUGCCGCAUGGCGCGCUGGCUAGUUGAGCACGACGGUAUAUUCAUCGGCAGCAGUAGCUCUGUCAACUGUGUCGCCGCGGUUGAGGCAGCUAUGAGACUUCCAAAGGGGAGUCGUGUCGUUACCAUCCUGUGCGACUCUGGAACUAGACACCUGAGCAAGUUCUGGAAGCACAUCAAAGAGAUGGGACUGGAAAGCGAGGAGGAGGCAACGAAUUUAUUUACUGAGCUAGGGAUACCCGGCCAUGAUGAAUGAGGUGUGAACGAACCGAAAAAGAUGUGUGAGUUUCAUGAAACUAAGUAUAUGUAUAUAAUAGAUUAAUAUUUUCAAUCGACUCUCGACGUUCCUGGUACUUAGAAGACUAAGAGGUAAUUUGGCCUAAGUUUAUUCCUCUUCUUAGGGCAUAAGUUUUCUUGCUCCCCGAGGGAUGUAUAAUUCUAUGCUUUCUAUCGUUAUAGUUUCAUGGAUCCAUAUCAUGACAAGGAAGCCCUUGAAGCUAAGUGGUCAAAGUAUUCAUGUAAUUUGGCUUAAGCUUAGUCUUAUUACCAUAUGCUUAGAGCUAUCUAUACAGGUCCUUGUGGUGGAUGAUCAGUGCAGCUGGAUGCGAUGAGAAUAAGAAUCGAGAAAUGCUGGAAUGUGGGAAGAUGAAGGAGAGGCGGCUGCCAAAGGAGAGUCAAUCACAGUGAAUCACAUCCACACAGCAUUAUUUGCCUUUGAGAUAAGAGAAUGCAAAAGUAAUAUGGCCUAUAGAGGCAUCGUUAGGCUAACUACCGAUCUAAGAUAUUCAGUCCUCAUUUUGUACUAUGGUCGCUGUCAUAAUUCACCAUAGCAAUGUGACCAUAUUCCUCAUCAUCUGUUAGAUUGGACUCAGGUGUCCAGGGUCUUUGUUGUUGCUGAUGAGUAUCGUGUGAG
Molecule: messenger RNA, 2587 nt
Organism: Fusarium verticillioides 7600
Lineage: Eukaryota; Fungi; Ascomycota; Sordariomycetes; Hypocreales; Nectriaceae
Product: cysteine synthase A
Exons: 3
Coding region: 593-1930 (445 amino acids)
Cellular component (GO): cytoplasm
Molecular function (GO): cysteine synthase activity
Source: RefSeq, a predicted model, not a curated record